Fulmarus glacialis (Northern fulmar) is the source of this 1006-nucleotide messenger RNA. It is a transcript of the gene CA12, whose product is annotated as carbonic anhydrase XII. Gene Ontology annotation, cellular component: plasma membrane. Gene Ontology annotation, molecular function: carbonate dehydratase activity; zinc ion binding. The annotation marks the transcript as partial. The record is from RefSeq and is a predicted model, not a curated record. The transcript is spliced from 8 exons. Lineage: Eukaryota; Metazoa; Chordata; Aves; Procellariiformes; Procellariidae.
AGACAAGGGGAGAGAAGGGCAAUAACUCAUUAGCAGAAGCUCUGUAUAUGUGCAUUCUGCUAUUUGCCACAUAUCUACAAGGGAGUUUCUUUAGAGUACAGAGAAACCUGUGAGCUGUUGGAAUAUUAUAAGUCUUUCCUUGAGAUGUCAGCCAAGAGCUUCAGUAUAGUCACAGUCGCUACUGUGCUUAUUUUCUUCCUAAAGAUACAACUCUCAAUGCAAGCGCCGUUGAAUGGGUCGAAAUGGUCUUAUAUCGGUCCUGACGGAGAGAAGGCCUGGCCAAAGAAAUAUCCAUUUUGUGGAGGAGUAUUCCAAUCGCCAAUAGAUUUCCACAAAGAUAUUCUCCAGUAUGAUUCUAAUCUCUUGCCUUUAGAAUUCAUAGGCUAUAAUGUGUCCUCCACUGACCAGUUUACAUUGACCAAUAAUGGUCAUUCAGUGAAAAUGUACCUGUCGCCUACUAUGUACAUCAGAAACCUCCCGUUUGAAUACACUGCAUCUCAACUUCACCUACACUGGGGAAACAGGAACAAGUCAGAAGGCUCAGAGCACACAGUCAGUGGGAAGCAUUUUGCAGCAGAGCUGCAUAUUGUACAUUAUAACUCUGAGAAGUAUCCAGAUGUAACAGCAGCAAUGGAGGUUUUGGCUAUUCUUCUUGAGAUUGGACCUUUCAACCCAUCCUAUGAAAAGAUCUUCAGGCACUUCCGGAAUGUGAAAUACAAGGAUCAGAUGGUCCAAGUCCCUGGUUUCAAUAUUCAAGAAUUGCUUCCUGACAGACUGGAAGAGUAUUAUCGCUAUGAAGGAUCCCUGACAACUCCUCCUUGCUACCCUAGCGUUCUCUGGACAGUUUUCCGACACCCCGUUAAAAUUUCACAAGAGCAGUUACUGGCACUGGAAACAGCCAUGUACUGCACAGAGAGUGAUGACCCAGAACCCCUGGAAAUGGUCGAUAACUUCCGAAAUGUUCAGGAAUUUCAUGAAAGACUGGUUUUUAUCUCCUUCCGUGAAG